Drosophila innubila is the source of this 698-nucleotide messenger RNA. RefSeq lists its product as uncharacterized. The transcript has a single exon. Lineage: Eukaryota; Metazoa; Arthropoda; Insecta; Diptera; Drosophilidae. Bases 30 to 389 code for a protein of 119 amino acids. The record is from RefSeq and is a predicted model, not a curated record.
GAGGGUCAGGCAUGAGGUAGUGCUCUGAGAUGAACGCUAGCGAAUUGGUCACGGAUAACUAUCAUUCAAUAAGGCUGCUCUAUUACUUCAGCAAGCUGUGGGAUCUCUGGGGCAACUUCAACCUGCAUCUGACCACGUACAUUGAGCGAGGAUAUAACGAGUACUUUGCCGGCUUCUGCAGCGUACAAUGGUUUGCUCCACCCCAGAGAAGGGGCAGAAGAGUCAAUCGGAAUGACCUGGAUGAGCUGGAUGAGCUGGAAGACCUGGAUGAGGAGGUGUUAGAGUUUGGCGAUGGGGAUGGCGAUGGCGAUGGCCAGGAUCUAUAUCGUUGGCUACACAUGUCGUGCAUAUUUCGUGCGUCCUAUUUCGGUAACAGAACGCCAAAUUGAAAUUCCAUUUCGCGUUUCUUUUACCAUCCCCAAAAAAUUGUUAAAGUUUUCUAUCGUCUUCGUCUAUUCUUACCUAUACCAACGUCAAUCUACCUCUAUAUCUACAUACAUACAUACUUAUCUUAUAUACAUAUAUAGAUAUAUAUACAUAAUCUUGUAGCUGUGAGUAUGUGUGACAUCUUGGCAAUGCUUCAACGAAACGUUUUGGCAACGUGGCCAGCAAAUGAUAAGCCCAGACAAGAGCCAAGCCCUGUCACGGCUCACUGGGUAAAAUAAAAAUUGAAAUACGACAAAAAAGUAGAAAAAAGA